UUAAACCAGCUAAUCCUCCUCCGCUUUAUUCUGAUUCCUCUACCUAUGGCUAUAUAUGAUCAUACUCGCUUUCAUGUUUCUCAAACAGUUGCCACAUCCAUUCUCAAGAAACCAUGGCUAGGAACAUGGAUUUUCUGGUAUGUCUCUUCAUCAUGGCUUUGGACAUCAUAGCCGGAGUUCUCGGCAUACAGGCCGAGGUUGCUCAGAACAAGGUCCAAAACUUGAGGGUGUGGAUAUUCGAGUGCAGAGAUCCAAGCUACGAGGCUUUCAAGCUUGGAUUAGCUGCGGUGGUGAUGCUGUGCCUGGCACACAUUGUAGCCAAUUUGCUUGCAGGAUGCAUCUUCAUCAGCUCCAAAGAAGAACUCGACCGGGCUUCGUCUAACAAGCAACUCGCUGCGGCCUCCCUCAUCAUGUCAUGGAUUAUGUUGGGAAUCGCAUUCAUCCUGCUCAUAUCGGGAACAUUGAACAACUCAAAAUCCAGAAACAACUGUGGUAUAAGCCAUCAACGGCAGCUGUCUAUUGGAGGGAUCCUGUGUUUCAUUCAUGGACUCUUUGCGGUUGCCUAUUAUAUAUCUGCAGCUGCUGUUUUUAGAGAAGAACGGAACCCGCAUCAACCACCCAAACCAGAUCAGCAACCAAUUCCUGCCUGAUCUUCCACACUCGCCCCUCCCAAUAGUUUACUUGAAUUUUCGACUUCUCAUCGUCUUCUUGUUUCUCUCGUACAAUAUAUGAUUCUUUCUUUUUCUUCUGGAAAAAUGCCAUUUUGUAUUA
Messenger RNA from Salvia miltiorrhiza (redroot sage), 771 nucleotides. RefSeq names its product protein DESIGUAL 2. The record is from RefSeq and is a predicted model, not a curated record. Bases 114 to 650 code for a protein of 178 amino acids. The transcript is spliced from 3 exons. Lineage: Eukaryota; Viridiplantae; Streptophyta; Magnoliopsida; Lamiales; Lamiaceae.